Messenger RNA from Schizosaccharomyces japonicus yFS275, 2289 nucleotides. RefSeq names its product RNA-binding splicing factor. Lineage: Eukaryota; Fungi; Ascomycota; Schizosaccharomycetes; Schizosaccharomycetales; Schizosaccharomycetaceae. The record is from RefSeq and is a predicted model, not a curated record. Gene Ontology annotation, biological process: spliceosomal complex disassembly; mRNA splicing, via spliceosome. Bases 1 to 2289 code for a protein of 762 amino acids. Gene Ontology annotation, molecular function: nucleic acid binding. The transcript is spliced from 2 exons. Gene Ontology annotation, cellular component: post-mRNA release spliceosomal complex.
AUGUAUGGGGACUAUGUUAAUAACUCGUCUUCUAAUGACAGUGAUUCAGACGAAGGUUUUGGGCCUAAAGAUGCAAACACUUUGAAGCGAAAAUAUGCCAAACAUCUAAGCAAAGAACAAUUACGAGAACGUGCAGCACUAGGAGUAUUUGCCGAGGAAGAUGAAGAGGAAGAAGCGAGAGCUACUUUCGCUGCAUCAAUAUCUGAGUCAGAGAAAAAUGACAGAACGACCGGGGCAAUUCCUAAAGCAAAAUUCAACACGAGCGGUUUUGGUGCACGAAUGCUUGCCAAAAUGGGUUACAAACCCGGUCAGGGUUUGGGCUCAAAUGCUGAGGGAAUUACAGCACCAAUUGAGUCAAAAGUUCGACCAGAACGUGUUGGCGUGGGUGCCGUUCGUGAAAUGACAGAGGCCCAACGACAUGAGGCAGUCAAACGUGGACAUCUGCCUCAAGAAGCGUUAGAGCCGACAAACAAAAAAACUGCACCUACUGCUCCAAAAAAAGCUGUUCAUAAAAAGUCCGCCCGAGAGCUGGCCUCUGAUCUGGGGUUCUCGCUCCCGUUAAACCUUGCACAUCUUAUAGACGUAAGCAGUUCAGAUGUUACAAAAAUUGAACUUCCAGCUUGGAAUGCUGAAGAAGGACAAAAACCAGAAGUACAGACUAAAAUUGUUGAGGCUUCUGACGCUGCUCGAAAAGAAUGUGAAACAUAUAUCACUGAAUGGAAACUUCUUCAAGAGCGGAAAAAAUAUAACGAGCUAAAUAAGACGCGUAUUAAUGAGCAUUUGGACAAAAAAGCGGAAGAGCUAAAUACUCUUCAAAGCUUACUUGAGCAUAUUGAGAAAUUGACGGCGUCUCUUGUCAUCACAAAUAGACCUCUAGAGACUGAUGAAUUAAAUGUUGUCUCAACGUUUCUCGAGUCGUUACCUGUCCGGUUUCCUGAGAAAAAUCCUUAUUAUGAGUUAGAUUCUAUUGCGGCUUCGGUAUGCAUGAGCGCAUUGUAUCCACUUAUACAACGUUGGGAUCCAGUGACAAAACCUUUGUUCUUACUGGAUCAUUUUCUCACUUGGCGAACUGUAUUCAAACAUGAGCGAAAUAACGCACCAGCUGUAAAAUAUGAGGACACAGACGCCGAUGAAAUGUCUGAAGAUGAAGAUGACUUCGCUCAAGAAUCAGUUUUGCAUGGCAAAAAAACGUCACCAUACGAAUCUUUAAUGACCAUUCUUUGGAAAGACCGUGUCGAACAAGCUUUCGCACACCAAUGGGAUACAAAAGAAGCAAACGCUGCUUUGCAACUCUUAGAAGUUUGGGACCCUGUGCUUCCUGAAAAUGUUAAACUUGCUUUCCUUGAGGAUUGCGUGCUCCCUAAACUUCGCUCCUUCAUCCACUCUUGGGAUCCAUUUGAAGAAAGCAAUACGCCGCUUCAUCAUGUUCUGUAUCCAUGGUUGUCGUACCUGAAGCAUCUUGGUGACCCGCUAUUGGAUAGUGUUCUCAAACAACUAGCCACGGUGUUCAAUAGAUGGAAACCGGGAAGAAAACCAUCACAUGUCCUUCAAACUUGGCGGUCAGUAUUUAUGCACGGUGAGUUUGAUAAGCUUGUAGACAAACACAUUUUUCCCAAGUUGGUCAAGUGUUUGCGUGACAAUCUUGUCAUCGACCCUUCCGAUCAAGUUAUUGAACCAUUCGUGGCAGUUACCGACUGGAAAGACUUGCUAGCACCUUCUAAGCUGGGAGAGCUGUUUGAAGCAGAGUUCUUUCCCAAGUGGCUCGACACUUUGUACCAGUGGUUAACAAGUACGGCUGACUAUAGCGAGGUCAGCUCUUGGUACGAGUGGUGGAAGACCAUGUUCCCUGAACCACUGGCAAGCAAUUCGUACAUUCAAAACGGGUUUUCUCAGGGUUUGAAAAUGAUGUUUGAGUGCAUUGAAGACAAACCUAUUGAAAAACCUUCCUUGCGGAAGGAAGAAGCAGCGUCAACGUCUGCCGAAUCGCAAAAGAAAAAACUCGCUGCAGAAUUGUUAUCAGAGCAUGCUGCACAUACUGAGCAAGUCAUUUCUUACAGACAAUUGGUUGAAGACUUCUGUGCAGAAAAUGGUUUGCUGUUCAUACCACUGCGUCGCGCCCAUCCACAAAAAGGUUACAUGCUUUAUCGAAUUACAGCCAACAGUAAUGGCACUGGUGGAUGUAUUGCUUAUGUUCAUGACGAUAUUUUGUGGGCUCAGUUUGGAAAGUCUAUUGAUACGGAAUUUGAACCAACUAGUUUAAAGGAUCUCCUCCAAUACUUUUCCAAAUGA